Molecule: messenger RNA, 1356 nt
Organism: Drosophila hydei
Lineage: Eukaryota; Metazoa; Arthropoda; Insecta; Diptera; Drosophilidae
Exons: 4
Coding region: 398-1078 (226 amino acids)
Source: RefSeq, a predicted model, not a curated record
GUAUUUACAUAUUUUUUUUUUCAAUUUGUUGAUAUAGAUAUUUAUAUUAUACCAACGGAUGACAUAAAAUUAUUUUGUACUUGUGGAUGGGUAAUGAUACAACUGAAACUUGUCUUAAAAACACUAUGCUUAAUUAUUUGGUUAAUUUUGAUUUUUGAUAUCGUGGCAACGCCAAUCAGCUGUUGCGUUCUGUUUUAUAUUCUACAUAUGCUUUGUUUGCAACAACAUUUAUUGCUAUUUUAAAUAAUGGGCAAAAAAAAUAAAGGUGGCGGCAAAAAAAGAUGGAAGAUCCAUAAGCACCGCUCUAAAAAAGCCAAACACCAAUCGUCGCUAAAAAAAAGAACUUCAAUAUAUCAAUCGGCAUCAAAAACAAACACGUGCCCAGCGGCAAUGGGAAAUGAGGCGCUUCCAGGAGCCUCUUGUUCCAGCGCAGCUCGGGAGAUGGAAAAAUACUUUGAAAAUGGAGCAAAUCUGGCGUAAUAUCUGUGCUCACUACGAUGUUCCGGAGGAUGUGACCAAUGUCUGGUUUGCACGCAUCGAACAGCAUCUGAGCGAAGAUAGUCCAACUCGAGCCUACCACAACUGGCAGGAGAUGAUGCAGCGCAAGCAUGAGCAUCUAUCCGACUGUGCACCGAGCAUUGCUUUGGCUGCCUUCUUUCAAUAUUAUCACUUCGAUGGCAAUCGCAGCUGUGUGCAACAGAAUUGCGAAGUGUUCGAGGAAUUUUGUCGCGAUGCUAUGAUUGAGGAUGAGCAUGCCAAGUCGCUUGUCUGCAAUCUGUUGGGUCGCAAGACGCCUGACAAUGAGGUCACCUGGUCGCAUGAUGACGAAGCCAAUUUGUUGCAGGAUGUUGAUUUGGUUGUGUUGGCUGCUCCGCCAGAGGAAUAUAAACACUAUACUCAACUGUUGCGUCAUGAAUACGCCAAUCUGGAUGAUGAGAGCUAUAAAAUGAUGCGUGUCAAGGUCUUGGAGACUCUGUUGCUAAUACCAUGCAUAUAUGCAACAACAGAAUACCAUGAGAAGUACGAGGAGCUGGCACGUGCCAAUAUACGGAAUGAGAUACGUGAGCUUAAGCAGUAAACGGUUUGGAUGGAAAGUAGUUAGUCAACGAUUAGGGAUCAGGAACUCCCAGUCAACAGUAUACAAUAUGCAGCUUUUGUCUACAAAUUUGUGUGUGUGUUACCUUUUUAUAUAACUAAAUGUUGUCAAGAAACUGGAUUUUUUUCUAAUCUAAUUGAUGAAGGAUGUGGACAUUGAGAAGAAGCCGAUUUAUCUAAAGUGUAUCAUUCGAGUGAUAUAAACGAUCUUAGCUAGCUGAAUUUACAAGCGAUGCGCCAAUCAUAUUUAAGUUAAUGCCA